This is a messenger RNA of Canis lupus familiaris (dog), 5032 nucleotides long. RefSeq names its product leucine zipper and EF-hand containing transmembrane protein 1 (gene LETM1). Gene Ontology annotation, biological process: intracellular monoatomic cation homeostasis. The transcript has 14 exons. NCBI's taxonomy places the organism in Eukaryota, Metazoa, Chordata, Mammalia, Carnivora, Canidae. Gene Ontology annotation, cellular component: mitochondrial inner membrane. The record is from RefSeq and is a predicted model, not a curated record. Gene Ontology annotation, molecular function: calcium ion binding; ribosome binding. The coding region runs from base 70 to 2295 and encodes 741 amino acids.
GAGCCGCGGCCACCGCGGAGGAGGAGGAGGCAGCAGCAGGAGGCCGGAACGGCCGCCGGGCCCGGGCACAUGGCGUCCAUCUUACUGAGGAGCUGCCGCGGCCGGGGGCCCGCUCGCCUCCCGCCGCCCCGUGCCGCAGCCGGGAGAGGUGGUCUGGGAGAUGGUGCUUGUCUUGGCUGUGCCAGCACCGUGGGGUUGAUAAGCCACUUGAAUGUUCCAUUUCACUGCUGCACUCCCGUCCACCCCAUCCACCUUGCCUUUAGAGCCAAUCCUCGUGGCUGUUGGACUGUGAGGCCUGAGCGCGUGUGCGUGGCAGCCGGAGUGCCCUGGACCCCCACCUCGGCCAACUUGCUCAUCCCAGGGCUUCAGUUCCUUCCUUUGCGCUGCUGGCACUCAUCACCCCCACUGAGGGAUGACUCCGUGGUGGAGAAGUCGCUCAAGUCCUUAAAGGACAAGAACAAGAAGCUGGAGGAGGGAGGCCCUGUGUACAGCCCCCCUGUGGAGGUGGCUGUGAAGAAGUCCUUGGGGCAGCGGGUCUUGGACGAGCUGAAGCACUAUUAUCACGGCUUCCGCCUGCUCUGGAUUGACACCAAGAUCGCCGCGCGCAUGCUCUGGCGCAUCCUCCACGGCCACACCCUGACCCGCAGGGAGCGCAGGCAGUUUCUCCGGAUAUGCGCUGACCUCUUCCGCCUCGUCCCCUUCCUGGUCUUUGUGGUGGUGCCUUUCAUGGAGUUUCUGCUUCCUGUCGCUGUGAAGCUCUUCCCCAAUAUGUUGCCAUCCACGUUCGAGACCCAGUCCAUCAAGGAGGAGAGGCUGAAGAAGGAGCUGCGGGUCAAGCUGGAGCUGGCCAAGUUUCUCCAGGACACCAUUGAAGAGAUGGCCCUGAAGAACAAAGCAGCCAAGGGGAAUGCCACCAAAGACUUCUCUGUGUUUUUCCAGAAGAUCCGAGAGACAGGUGAGAGACCCAGUAAUGAGGAGAUCCUGCGUUUUUCCAAGUUGUUUGAAGAUGAGCUGACCCUGGAUAACCUCACACGGCCUCAGCUGGUGGCCCUCUGCAAGCUGCUGGAGCUCCAGUCCAUUGGCACCAACAACUUCCUCCGCUUCCAGCUCACCAUGAGGCUGCGGUCUAUCAAGGCUGACGACAAGUUGAUUGCUGAGGAAGGGGUGGACAGCCUGAAUGUCAAGGAAUUGCAGUCAGCAUGUCGGGCACGAGGCAUGCGGGCCCUUGGCGUCACGGAGGAUCGUCUGAGGGACCAACUGAAGCAGUGGCUGGAGUUGCACCUGCAUCAGGAGAUCCCAACGUCGCUGCUCAUCCUGUCCCGAGCCAUGUACCUCCCAGACACCCUCUCACCUGCCGACCAGCUCAAGUCCACGCUGCAGACACUCCCAGAGAUCGUGGCAAAGGAAGCACAGGUGAAAGUGGCUGAAGUGGAAGGGGAGCAGGUGGACAACAAGGCAAAGCUGGAGGCCACGCUGCAGGAGGAGGCGGCCAUUCAGCAGGAACACCGGGAGAAGGAGCUGCAGAGGCUCUCUGAGGCGGCAGUGAAGGAGGUGGAGCCAGACGUGGUGGCAGAAGCUGCCCCCGGGAGGUCUGUGGCCAAGCUGCAGCCAGAAGUGCCUGAGGUGACCCUGCCGUCAGAGGCCCUGCAGGACACUGCCCCCGUCCUGGAAGGCUUGAAGGAAGAGGAAAUAACAAAAGAGGAGAUUGACAUACUGAGCAACGCCUGCUCGAAGCUGAAGGAGCAGAAGUCGUCCCUGACGAAGGAGAAGGAGGAGCUGGAGCUACUCAAGGAGGACGUGCAGGACUACAGCGAGGACUUGCAAGAGAUCAAGAAGGAACUUUCAAAGACUGGCGAAGAGAUCUAUGUGGAGGAGUCUAAAGCCAGCAAGAGGCUGACGAAGAGGGUGCAGCAGAUGAUCGGGCAGAUAGAUAGCCUGCUCUCACAGCUGGAGAUGGACCAGAAGGCCGGCAAGUUGGGCCCUGCCGCCGAGAGCCCACCUGUGGGAGACAAUGUCAUCAGCAUCAAUGAGCUCAUCAGUGCCAUGAAGCAAAUCAAGCACAUUCCAGAAAACAAGCUCAUGAGUUUGGCCUCAGCUCUGGAUGAAAACAAGGACGGCAAGAUCAACAUUGAUGACCUCGUCAAGGUGAUUGAGCUGGUGGACAAGGAAGAUGUCCACAUCUCCACCAGCCAGGUGGCUGAGAUCGUGGCCCUGCUGGAAAAGGAAGAGAAGGUGGAGGAGAAGGAGAAGGCGAAGGAGAAGGCGGAGAAGGAGGCUGCCGAAGUAAAGAAUUAGGGACCCCUACAGCGCCGGCUGCCGGCCCUGCUGUGAUAGUGAUGGCUGUGACGUGAUUCUUAGUGACAGAUCUAAUAUUUUGUCUGGAAUAAAUCAGAAACUUCCAUAAUCAAGUAAUUUUUAAUUUUCAUCAUUCCAUGAAGAUUGAUUCAGUCUGGAAUCCCUGAACCCUUCCCGGGAAUCAUGUUUGGAUUCACACAGUGGCCCCAGCCUUGGUGGUCAUGUGGGCAGCCCACCAUCGGCCGCACACAGGCCUCCUGGCUCCAGAGUGAGCCUGGCUAGACCCCCUGCAUGGGCUUCACUCUGCUGGUGCCUGUCCCCGGAGGAGAAAGGACCAGCCUUGUGGACUCCCUGUGCCCAUGGAGCCUGAGGUGUGCAGAUGGGGAUUAGCGACACACAGCCCUGCUCGGCUCUGGAGAAGAUGUGCCCGUCAGCCAGUGGACGCAACUCCUGACCAUCACCAUACAUGGCACUGCUUCACACUCAUUUGCAAAGGUGUCUCUAAUGGCCUCUGGAAAUCUACAGCUCUCUGACAGGAACAUGGUGCCUUGUGCAAGUCCCCUGUUGUGCGUGUCAGCUCUUACUUGGUUUAACCUUUUAUUUUACCUUAACGCUUUAACCAGUUAACUAGUACAGAAUUUCCACACAUGACAGCCUGUCUGACCUAGAAUAGCUGAUGUGAUUGAGGCUGAGAAAGAUAGUAAUGAAGAACUUGGAGAUUAAGCCUUUCCAUUCAACUAAUUUAUCAUGCUCUUGUGGUUUUUAGAAAGUUUCCCACCUUGAGGCAUCAGCACCUCAUCACCCGUGUGGGUGUUGGGCCCCGGGAUGGUCGGGGCGCUCAGCACACAUAACCGUGCCCCAGGGUAGCUGUGCAGUGUUGGGGUCUCCAUGUGACUCCCAGCUCCUCUGGAACCAGCAGGCUGGUGUCUGCUCCUGGGCCUGCGGCGGGACGUCCUGAGGGGCUUCCAGAAAGGCACUCCCCUGGCUUUGGAAGUGUCAGGCUUGCCUGGCACAUGCUGGGGUGGAGCAAGAUAGCCUCAGAGGGCUUGGCCUCUAGCCGCCUUGGCACCUGGCAGCUCGGAUAUUUGGUGCUCUGUGGGGGCAGGCAGGGCUAUGCCCUGGGGUCUCAGCUGUGUUGGACUCAUCCUUCUGAGGCCAGGUCCGUUAAUGGGUAGAACGUUCUCUUGGGGGAAUGCAGGCAUAGGAGUUGAAAGACAUGGGAACAAGAGUGGCCAGGUUAGCCGGGAGCAGAGGACGAGGUCCCAGAAAGGAUGGCUUCUAAAUUACUUGAAACUUUUUACUCAGCCAUUAAAGAGGAAACUUGACGAAAUAGGAAUAAGAUUAUGUAUUCUCAAAUGUAAACCUUUGUAAAGUAUCAGUUGGGUUCUAAAGGGUUUUUAUUUCGAUUAUUUGAGAAAGAUAUAUAUUCUAGAUGCUUAAUUAAAAUAUUUAUGAAUUACCUUAUACUAUUUUAGUAGCCUGGUGUUGAGCCAUAGGAAGUAUAUGUGUGUAUUUUGGGUUGCCCGUGCACCCCGAGGAUGGCGGUUGUCUUUCUGGUGAGCAGUGCUUAGGGGCCCUGUCAGCUGUGCCCAACUCCCGUCUUCACCGUUGCCGCCUUGGCUGGGUGCCCUGGCCAUCUCCACGACGCGGUCACUGCCACAGCCCGGCGCCCCCUGCUCUGGAACACCACCUCCUCCCCCAGCCCCCCACCCCCAGCUUGUCCACAUCAUCUGGGAGAGACUCUCACCUGCAUGUAGGCCGGAGGUGUUUGCCAGGGUGGCCGUGGCCUGCUGCAAGUGCCCUCCUCAGUGUGGUGUGGCCUUUUACUGUCCUUGGCUAUUUCUUGAAGCUGAAGCUCAUGUCCGGGGGUGGGCACCACAAACAGUGGACCUGGAAAUCAGAGUUCUGUGCAAUAAGGUUUCUGAGGCGGUUGUGUCUUGACCACCUAUGUUGUGUGGCUGCACUUACGGCCUUUCCGCAGUUCAGGAGGAGAAGCCUGUGGUGUGGACGCCUGCAUGGAAAGGAAGCCAAUUCCUAGCACAUGCUUCAUCCUUCACCUCACCUGAGCACCCAUGUCGUCAGUUGGGAUUCCGGAAAUUGGCAUGUGGCUUCUGGAGCCCUUUUGGAAUAUUGAAAUCUAGACUUUUUUUUUUUAAAUGAAGGGCACUUUGUAAUUUUUGAGAAUAAGCUGCAGGCAGUGGUUCUCCCAGUGGGGCCCUGGGCUGGCAGGGCAGGAACCCAUGGAUGUCCUGAGACCAGCUCUGUCUCUGGGACAUCCUGUGGUCCCAGGGCUGGCUCCACCUGAGAACCACUUCCUCCCUGGCUGUGUAUAAACAUCUUUCUUUUUUCUUUCUUUUCUUUUUUUUAGAAAUAGUGUUUUUAUUAAAAUGCCAAAUUAAUAUUCCUAUAAUAGCUCCUGAACCAUGUGAUGCCUCAGAAGUCAAGGUGGUAACUGUCAGAAUUGCUGGAGCGUCUGCCAUUGCUUUGAGGUCUGCUUCUACCUUUGCAGCAGAAGGGUGGACCGUGGACUGUGGGUGUGGGGGUGUCACUGUGAGGCCAGCUUCCACAUGGACAUGGGCCUUCCAGAGCUCAAGCCCUGGCCUCAGGUGCCCCCUGGCUCUGUGACAUGGGCCCUUACGUCCCGUCAGACUGUGCAUCUAGACCCAUCUCUGUGCCAGUGGCUGGAUGCUUAGUUCAGUGUAUGAAGGCUGAAUAAAGCACUGUCUCGAUGACCUGU